This is a messenger RNA of Echinops telfairi (small Madagascar hedgehog), 1745 nucleotides long. RefSeq names its product polyamine oxidase (gene PAOX). NCBI's taxonomy places the organism in Eukaryota, Metazoa, Chordata, Mammalia, Afrosoricida, Tenrecidae. The record is from RefSeq and is a predicted model, not a curated record. Gene Ontology annotation, molecular function: polyamine oxidase activity.
AUGCGGUCAAGUUCCAGUGGCGGCGUAGCGGAAGCCCCGGGCCGCGGGUCGCGGGUGCUGGUGGUGGGCGGCGGCAUCGCGGGUCUGGCUGCCGCGCAGAGUCUCUGCCGCCAUCCGGCCUUCUCGAACGUGCGGGUCCUGGAGGCCACCGCCCGCACCGGCGGCCGCAUCUGCUCGGAGAGAAAAUUCGGUGGUGUGGUGGACAUGGGUGCCCAGUGGAUCCACGGACCUUCCCAAGGCAACCCGGUUUUCCAGCUGGCUGCCCAGUAUGGGCUGCUGGGGGAGAAAGAGCUCUCCGAGGAAAGCCAGCAGUUGGAGGUGGGGGGACACCCGGGCCUGCCCUCCGUGUCCUAUACCAGCUCAGGCCGCAGCGUGAGCCCGGAGCUGGUGGUGGAGAAGCUAUUCUAUGCCCUGCUGGACCAAACGCGGGACUUCCUGUAUUCGGCCCAGACCCCUGUCCCCAGCGUGGGCGAGUUCCUCAAGCAGGAGCUCAGCAGGCAUGUGGCUGACUGGCCUGAGGACCAGGACACCAGGAAGCUCAAGCUGGCCCUCCUCAACAGCCUCUUCAACCUCGAGUGCUGUGUGAGCGGCACCCACAGCAUGGACCUGGUCGCUCUGGGGCCCUUCGGAGAAUACACCAUGUUUCCUGGGCAGGACUGCACCUUCAAGGGGGGCUACGAGGGACUUACGAGCCGCCUGGCAGCUUCCUUGCCCAGGGACGUGCUGAUCUUCAACAAGCCAGUGAAGACUAUCCACUGGAACGGGGCCUUCCGGGAGGAGGCGCUGCCUGGGGAGACACUGCCCGUGUCAGUGGAGUGUGAGGACGGGGACUGCUUCCUGGCCCACCACGUCAUCCUCACGGUGCCCCUGGGCUUUCUGAAAGAGCAUCUGGACACCUUUUUCCAGCCGCCGCUGCCUCCCGGGAAGGUGGACGCCAUCAGGAAGCUGGGCUUCGGAACCAACAAUAAAAUCUUCCUUGAGUUUGAGCAGCCCUUCUGGGGUCCGGACUGCGAGAGCAUGCAGCUGGUAUGGGAGGGCUCAUCGCCGCUGGAAGCUGCCGGGCCUCAGGCCCCUGACGCCUGGGUCAGGAAGCUCAGUGGCUUCCUGGUCCUGCCCCACUCUGGGUCUGGACAUGUCCUCUGUGGGUUCAUCGCAGGGCUGGAGUCCGAGUUCAUGGAAACCCUGUCUGACGACGAGGUCCUACAGUCUCUCACCCAGGUCCUUCGGACGGUGACAGGGGACCCCCAGCUCCCUGCCCCCCGGAGUGUGCUGCGCUCUCGCUGGCACAGUGCCCCGUACACCCGGGGAUCCUACAGUUAUGUGGCCGUGGGCAGCACUGGGGAGGACAUUGACCUGCUGGCCCAGCCCCUUCCUGAAGCCAGCGUGGACGCCCAGCUCCAGAUCAUGUUUGCGGGGGAAGCCACACACCGGACCUUUUACUCCACCACGCAUGGGGCGCUGUUGUCGGGGCAGCGGGAGGCCGAGCGGCUCAUCAACCUGUAUCAGGCUGCAGAGGACCAGCCACCCCAAGCCUGAGCCCCUCCUAGGCCCUUUUUACUGGCACCCCGCUGAGGAUGCCCCAGGUUGAGAUAGGGAUCUCCCCCCCUACCCCUAGACUCAGCUGUUCUCAUUCCUCCUGCCUGUCUGGAAGCUGUGGACUGAGCCCCAGCAUGGGCACAGGUCUCCUGGAGGUGGGGACACAAAAAGUUGUGCAAACAUAAAGAUGCCAAACUGCUGCCCACUCA